This is a messenger RNA of Hipposideros armiger (great roundleaf bat), 717 nucleotides long. Its product is annotated as echinoderm microtubule-associated protein-like 2. The record is from RefSeq and is a predicted model, not a curated record. Gene Ontology annotation, cellular component: mitotic spindle. Gene Ontology annotation, molecular function: microtubule binding. Lineage: Eukaryota; Metazoa; Chordata; Mammalia; Chiroptera; Hipposideridae. The coding region runs from base 113 to 433 and encodes 106 amino acids. The transcript is spliced from 2 exons. Gene Ontology annotation, biological process: microtubule cytoskeleton organization.
AGGGUUUUGAGCAAGGCGGGGGACAGGGUCAGGUACACAUUUCCAAAAGAUCAUUCUGAUUCUCACCCCUGGCUAGAGACAGCCUGGGUGAGAUGAAGGCAGGGAGGCUGGAAUGGGGCCUGUUCCUCUUAGAGGGUCCCUGGCUCCCGCUGACAUCUUACCACCACCACCCACAGGGAUCUGGUCCGAGGGAGCAGACGGUACUGACAUCAAUGCUGUGGCUCGCUCCCAUGAUGGCAAGUUGCUGGCUUCAGCUGAUGACUUUGGCAAAGUCCACCUGUUUAACUACCCUUGCUGUCAGCCUCGAGCCCUCAGCCACAAAUACGGUGGACACAGCAGCCAUGUGACAAAUGUGGCCUUCUUGUGGGAUGACAGUAUGGCCCUGACCACAGGGGGCAAGGACACCAGCAUACUGCAGUGGAGGGUGGUCUGAAGUGGGGGCCCCAGGGACAUGGGGCCAGGGUAGAAAUAUGUGGCAGGGCUGGAAUUCUAUUUUCGGGAGAUGUCUAUUGCCGAGUAGAGUAAUAUAUACCCAGAGUAUGUCUAUAGAAGAGAGGGUUAUGAGGGUGGGAGGGUGGACUGACAGUCAGAAGUCUCUAUUUAUCGGGGUGGGAAGAGGGGUCACAUUGCUUUGGGCAAACCAUUAGGGUUUUGGUUUGGGGUGUUUUUUAAGUUUAUUCUUUUAUAUCAUCCAGAAAUAAAGACAUGUGCACUGAG